Messenger RNA from Lepidothrix coronata (blue-crowned manakin), 6764 nucleotides. RefSeq names its product zinc finger and BTB domain containing 38 (gene ZBTB38). The record is from RefSeq and is a predicted model, not a curated record. Gene Ontology annotation, biological process: regulation of transcription by RNA polymerase II. Gene Ontology annotation, molecular function: RNA polymerase II cis-regulatory region sequence-specific DNA binding; protein binding; DNA-binding transcription factor activity, RNA polymerase II-specific. The transcript is spliced from 2 exons. Bases 844 to 4428 code for a protein of 1194 amino acids. Gene Ontology annotation, cellular component: nucleus. NCBI's taxonomy places the organism in Eukaryota, Metazoa, Chordata, Aves, Passeriformes, Pipridae.
ACUCCUGCAAGCCUAAAAUGGCAGGCAGGAUUAACGUUGCUUGUGCUGUGUGCAUGCUGUGUAUUGAAUUCAUUAUACUGUGCCUAGUAUCUCAAAUGUGAGUAUGUAAAUGGUCUGUGUGCCAUGUCAUGCAGUAGUGAAGAGUGGUUUGUGCUUCAUUACAGGCUUAGAUAUUUGAGCAUCACCUUAAGAAGUCUUUUUUCAUUUGCAAUGUGGUGAGCUGUUAGCUUGUCAUCACAUUCAAACUACAUUAUUAGCCCUUGGAAAGGGAGAAAAAAAAAGCAAACUGUGCUUCCAGAUGGUGUCACCCUUUUUCUUCUUGCGUUUACUGUAGUUUAAAUAAUGUAUAUUGUAUUGUUAAUUAAUGUGAAUAUCGAAUUAAAGCACUUGAAACUUACAUAUUUAUUAUGCAGGUAGGAGGCACGUCGAAUCUAUUUUUAACUCUUACGCAGUCCACGUUGUGCAAUGGGCUUUGGUUGUCGAGUUUAUAUUUUCAGCUGUGAUAUCAAUAGGUUGAUUUUCAGUAAAUGUGACAAGUGGCCUUUGCAGUGGUCAGCUUCAAGCUUUGAACCCUCUGAGGAGGAGAAAAAAAAAAAGCCAACCUUGUGUUGCAGUUUCGGAAAACCUUGGAUGAGGACGUGUUUGUUUUUUUUUUCCCACUCCUGCUUUCCCUGUUGAUAAACUCAGUUCUCCUGAUCACGGUCUAUUCAAGCUGCUUCUCAUCUGAAUUUUGACAACUGCUUCUAAAAAAUUAUCAAGAAGAUCAAGAAUAGAACUUAUCUCCAUCGCUUUACAUAAAAAUGGCUGGGUGCAUUGCCAUGCUAACACUGCUCUAAGUGGUACAUGCAGAUGACAGUCAUGUCCCAUUCAAAGGAUCUCAAGGAUGACUUCCACAGCGACACUGUACUUUCCAUUUUAAAUGAACAGCGCAUUCGGGGUAUUCUGUGUGAUGUCACCAUAAUUGUGGAAGAUACCAAAUUUAAAGCCCAUAGUAAUGUGCUGGCAGCUUCAAGCCUUUACUUUAAAAACAUUUUUUGGAGUCGUACUAUCUGUAUUUCAGGUCACGUACUGGAGUUAGAUGAUCUCAAAGCUGAAGUGUUUACAGAAAUACUGAAUUACAUCUACAGUUCCACAGUAGUUGUUAAGAGGCAGGAGACUGUAACGGACCUUGCAGCUGCAGGGAAAAAGCUGGGAAUAUCAUUUCUGGAAGAUCUUACAGAUGUGAAUUUUUCAAGUUCCCCCUGCCCCUAUGCAUACUGUGUUAAUGAGAAGGGGAAUGUCAAAGAGGAAAAACACGAAAAGAGACACGAAGACUCCGCUGUGACAAAUGGACCACGAAUUACAAAUGCAUUCUCAAUUUUUGAGACAGAAAGCAGUUUGUUUUCUCCACUCGAUUUGAGGGCCAGCUUUAAAAAGGUUUCUGACACAAUACAAGCUCCCAAUAUCAGCCUCGACAGAAGCGAUGUUUGCAAAGAUGCUGAGCCAGCCAGUACCUUGGCUGAACACUCCUAUGCAGUUUCUUCUGGGGGAGACACUUCACAAGGAGCCCCUUUUGUGGAACAGGACAGCAGCCCUUCAUACCAGGGGGGUGAGGACCGCUAUGAAAACCACCAAGCCACGCCAGUCAUUCAGCAGGGAAAACAAGCAGGUAGUACUCCCAAGCCAGCCUUUAAGCCCCAGAGUACGAGUUUGGCUGUAGCAAAAGUACCAGCCCCUACAGUAACCACUGCAGAAGCCCAGCAUGAAGCAGUUACUGAUCAGACAAUUACUUCCUUUCCGAAACCUCAGAAUAAAGCAGGAGAUUUCCAUUUAUCCAGAGAAGAACAAGACAGUUCUGCUAAUGUUUCUGCAUCUGAGACAACUGUCAUUCCACCUGCUUACAGUUGUAACUGUUGCACAAAAUCAUUCAAUGACAGGGCAUCGCUCACUGCUCAUCUUCAACUCCAUUCAGAGCAUCAGGAAACUUUCAUAUGCAAAUACUGCAGCAAACAGUUUGCAAAUCUAAAUAUACUGGAAAGUCAUGAACAAGUCUGCAUGAGAUCAAGUAGCUUAUCGGUUCACAAUGGAAAAGAACAAAAUUUUGCAGAUAACUAUACUGCUACAGAGGGAAGGAAUGGAAGUUCAUAUGCAAACACAGAGCCCUUGUUGUCUGAAAACAGUGUCACUGAUCGUUCUAAUGCAAACUGCACUUUGCCAGAGACAGAUCAUUUGGUUAAAGUGGUCGAUGGGCAGAUAUUAUACACUUGUGUCGUUUGCAAGCGCAGCUAUGUAACACUGUCUAGCCUUCGAAGACAUGCAAAUGUGCACUCGUGGAGGAGAACGUACCCUUGUCACUACUGCAAUAAAGUGUUUGCAUUGGCUGAGUACCGCACCAGACACGAGAUCUGGCACACGGGGGAGAGGCGGUAUCAGUGCAUUUUCUGUCUGGAGACUUUCAUGACUUACUAUAUACUGAAAAAUCACCAGAAGUCCUUCCACGCAAUUGACCAUCGUCUCUCAGUAAAUAAAAAGACAGCCAACGGAGGUUUAAAACCCAGUGUGUACCCAUACAAACUGUACAGGCUCUUACCGAUGAAAUGCAGGCGAAUGCCUUACAAGUCCUACCGAAAUUCUUCAUAUGAAAAUGUUCAAACAACUACCCAGGCCAAUGAAACUACUUCUGCUAACUGCUUCAUUCCGACUUCUCUUAGCUCUGAGCUACCACCACUAAAUUUUCAACAUAGUAUAAUAGCAAACAACAGAACUCUGGCCUUGGAUACAUCUUCACAUAAUGAUACAGCACCUUCCACGAAUACUCAGAAUUCUUCCUCUUGGGGAGUAAGUAUCUUAAAUUCUGACUUGCAGAGGGACUUUUUCACAGCUGAAAAAAGAGUUUCCACUGCUGCGAAUGACUCUGGUUCUCAGGAGUGUGAUUCCUCAGUUGUGUCUUUAAGUAAUGUGAAUGAAAAUUCAACCUCUGUCAUCAGUUACAGCAGUUCUGCACCCUCUGUUAUAAUGCACAGUAGCAGAGUUUCAUCAGUAAUCAUGCACAGUAAAACAAUCACUUCCAUAGAAAACAGUAAGACAGAAUCUUCAAAUAAUCUGCCUAGUCAGUCCGUAAGCGAUGACGGUAAGUAUGGACCAGAUAAUUAUGGGAAGUGCAUUACAAAAUCAAAAACUAUUAAGGAGAAAAAGAAAACACUGCAGUACAACAGAGCAGAAGCAACUGAGGAUACACAGCAUGUCACAGGAUCUGGGGGUUCAUCAAGCAAAACAAUAAAUACUGUGCAAGAAUCAAGUAAAACUGAAACAUACAUUGCAAAGCCUGCCUUACCUGGAACGUCUGCCGACAGCAAUGUCGCACCUCUGUGUCAAAUAACAGUAAAAAUUGGUAAUGAAGCUAUUGUAAAAAGACAUAUUUUAGGAUCCAAGCUGUUUUGUAAAAGGGGACGAAAAUCUAAACAUGAGUCCAAGCAGGACAAUCUAACUGAGGAACCAGAAAUAGAGGUAAAAGAAAAGAGCCCGUCUAGACUUUAUAGCUCAGAAUGCCUGGAACUGACAGAAAUGUGUGAUGAUGUAAGUGACCAGGACUCCAGUGAUAAACCCUGGAGACCCUAUUAUAAUUACAAACCAAAAAAGAAAUCGAAACAGCUAAGAAAAAUGAAAAAGACCAAAUGGAGGAAAAAGCACGGAAGCAAGAACACCAUUAUGGAAAGCCACAACACGUGCAGUCGAGAGUAUGCACUCAGGAAUGCUCCUGAGGAAAAGGCCAUCAGCCAGGAAGACAACACAGAAAUGCCUAAUCUUCAUUGUGAGCUCUGUGAAAGAGACCCAUCUUCCACAGCAGAAGGUCAAGAACACGUGCACUGGCAUGUAGCUACUUCAAAGCCUUACAUUUGUGAGUUAUGCCAAAAACAGUUUCAAAGUCCAUCCACUUUAAAAAUGCAUAUGAGGUGUCACACUGGGGAAAAGCCCUACACUUGCAAAACCUGUGGUAAAUGUUUCUCAGUUCCUGGAAAUCUACAGAAACACGAACGUAUUCACCUGGGUGUCAAGGAUUUUGUCUGCCAAUACUGUAAUAAGGCGUUCACUUUAAAUGAAACACUCAAAAUACAUGAAAGAAUUCAUACUGGAGAAAAACGCUACCACUGUCAGUUCUGCUUUCAGAGCUUCUUGUACCUUUCUACCAAAAGGAACCACGAGCAAAGGCAUGUCCGUGAGCACAACGGAAAAGGAUAUGCUUGCUUUCAGUGCCCCAAAAUUUGCAAGACAGCAGCUGCUCUGGGAAUGCACCAGAAGAAACAUCUAUUCAAAAGUCCAGCUCCACAGGAUAGAAAAGAACAGUUUUGCAAUGAAAGCACUAAACUUCUGGAAAAUCCACGUUUCCUUGGCUCAGAAGGAAGUGAAGUGAAAAAUACACAAAGUGUAGCUCCAGAAGUUAUACUCUGAGUGGGAGCUGUGCAAAAGAGAAUCAAAACCCAAAACUAUAUAUUGGAGAAGAUAGAGAUGCAUUGAACGGGGAAAGUCUCCACUCAAAUUAGUAUCAUUUACUAUGAUAAAGUUUCUUCAUCUAAAUGUGUGUCAGUAUAUGCAAAAGAAGGAAAAAUAACAGAAAAACUAGUAUUUGCAAUAAUACAAACUUAAUGUGAAAUACCCAAAAUACUUUUGCCACAAUAGACUCUUGGAGAGAGAGAGAGAAAGGAAAAAAAUGACCAACCAAAACCCUUCUACUUAACAUUACAGGUAACUUGGUCACUGAACUAUUUUACAGUGCUGGUUUUGAGUCAGAAUCGUUCUAGGCAAAAGAAAUAAGUAGGUUCAUGGUGUAUUCCGUAGAAGGAUUUUUUGCUGCAGAAACUAUAUAUUGCAUUUUUUAAAACAAAAAGUAACGUGUUUAUAAAGGACAUAACUGUAAUCUAGUGUAUUCUACAGUGAAGGUGGGAAGUGUUUCAUGGGCUCGAGUGUACCGAAGUACAGUUGAGUUCUGCUGUGCUUUUCUGUAACUCCAACAUUUACAAAACAUAGUCAGGAGUUUAAACUACUCUUUUCCUUUCCAUAUUCAGUUUUGUAGUUACCAUAAUAACUGUUAAGUCUGAGUGCUUGUGUGGAGAGUAUUCCAGAUUUAUGAUAUCUCUGAGACAUUUAAUAACCAUUCAGUAGAAGUCAUUAUAGCCAGUCUUCCAAACUGCUUAAAUCCCUAUGUCAAUGGCCUGGUGAGCUAUUCAGGUGCAUUGGUCUUAAGGAAAUUGUCCUGAAACAGCCUAGCUUAAAGAAAUCCUGUAUAGAAAUGUCCACCUCCUGGUGGGUCUGCAACUCCUGUCUUUAGAAAUAUCAUUCUUCUCAGCAGAAGAGGAGAUGCAGACAGAGUUUUUUUCCUCAUCCUAGAAUAAUGCCUAGACACAAACAACAGAGCAAUUCCCCAUAAAUACUUUGAUUUUGAGAGGAGUUGGUAAAUAAGAUUCUUGCUUUCAUAUAUAUCCCUGAGGCAGUCCUUGUGUAUAAACAGGAACAGGGGCAGUUUGUGGGGUUCCCUGUCAUCUCCAUGCCUUAAAUGCAACUUUUAACCUUCAAAUGUCCCUUCUCGGUGAUCCCAAGUGUGCCAGCACCUGGCCCCCGGCAGGCUCUGCCGCAGUGUCCCGUGGCCCAUAGCAGAGAGGUGCUGGGAAUGGGCUGGAGGAAGGAGUGUUGGCCUUCCUGCCUCCCUCAUCCCGCCACACCGAAGGUCUUGGUGAGCCUUACAGCCUCACAGCCUCACAGUUCACUAAGGACUGUCUGAAAGACAUCACCAAAAUAUUCCAAUUAACACUGUUUUGUGGAAAUGUGAUAAAUUUUAACUGAGAUGUUCAAAAAAAGUCAAAGCGGGUGUAUGUCUACGAGUUGCAUUUUAUAUGAUAGGGCUCUGUUGUACUGUAUCUGCAUUUCCAAUUACUCAUGUAUGUUUAUCCCUGUGAAGUGUUAAAAAAUUAAGUCAGGACAAGGGUUAGUGAUCCUCAGCUUCAUUCUGUGUGAUGGUUCACAGUUUGUUACUUAACUUCGUCUUCUCGAAUAUUUUAAGAGAAAUUACAGCUUGGGUACAAUAAAAUUACAAUUGAAAUGAUAAUACAGUAUUGAUUGAAGUAAUAAUAUAGUCCACUUACUUAUUCUAUCACUGGUGAAUGCUAUGAACACCUUGAGAAAUUUUGGCUUCAUGGUAGCUUUGGUUCCAUUUAAAUAAGGAUAACAGAAUAAUAAAACACAGGAAAAUAUAAUGAUGCUUCAAAGAAAGUACACAAAGAUAUCUUCUAAGUGGACUUGUAUGGUGAUAAAUAUAGACCAAAGCAAAUAAGGUAGAAUAUUUAUAAAUACAAAGAUAAUUUUACAAAUAUUUUAUAUAACUGUAUAGUUCAUGAGAAAAAUAUUGUUAGCUUGCAUUAGGUUGGGGGGGUUUGUAUAUUUUGAUAAAAACACAACAACUUUGUAACUCUGUAUAUUCUCUACAGUUUAUAGCAAAGCAGUUUUAAGAUGGCAAUGUCAUGUUUAUAGUUCAGUUGUGGCACUUUUACUACAAGUAACACGUUGCAGUAAUUAAUUGAGUAUUAAUGACCAAAUUAGAAUUAAAGUAUGUGUAAGAGAAGGUAAAUACUAUACGUUGUCAAAGACUGUAAUUUGUUACAUAAUCACAUCUGUAUUUUUGUUUAGAAGAAAAUAUUAAAUGCAGAUGUUAAGGAUUGAUAAAGAGUCUAAUUUUAUUUUUAGAAAGAGUGAUUAUAACUCUGUUUUUGCUUAAUUAAAACAACAUAUUCCUA